Molecule: messenger RNA, 1524 nt
Organism: Cicer arietinum (chickpea)
Lineage: Eukaryota; Viridiplantae; Streptophyta; Magnoliopsida; Fabales; Fabaceae
Product: NADH dehydrogenase [ubiquinone] 1 alpha subcomplex subunit 9, mitochondrial
Cellular component (GO): mitochondrion
Molecular function (GO): protein-containing complex binding
Source: RefSeq, a predicted model, not a curated record
UGCACCCUCCGGCCAUAGUAGCAUAAUAGCAUUUCUGUGUUCCCUCUCUCUCUUCUCUCUCUUGUUGCUUCUGUUGUUUUGCGUUGUGUUUGGAACGGUAAGAUGCAAGCCAUUACGAGGCGCUUAGGGCACCAAUCACUCAAGUCCUCAACUUCGCUCAAAUCCAUCUAUCCAAUUUCCGAUCACUAUUAUGGUGUGGAUCACGAACGUUACGUAUCCACCGUGGCUACCAAGGGCGUUGGCCACCUCGUCCGCAAGGGUACUGGUGGACGAUCAUCUGUCAGUGGUAUUGUUGCUACAGUAUUUGGGGCGACUGGAUUCCUUGGUCGAUAUGUUGUCCAACAACUUGCCAAAAUGGGAUCUCAAAUCCUAGUUCCUUUCCGAGGCUCUGAAGAUUGUCCUCGUCAUCUCAAGCUGAUGGGAGAUUUAGGACAGGUUGUUCCCAUGAAAUACAAUCCAAGAGAUGAAAGUUCAGUUAAAGCUGUAAUGGCUAGGGCUAAUGUUGUCAUCAAUCUUUUGGGAAGGGAUUAUGAGACAAGAAACUACAGCUUUGAGGAAGUGCACUAUCACAUGGCCGAGAAAUUUGCAAAGAUUGCCAAAGAGCAUGGUGGUAUCAUGCGAUUCAUUCAAGUUUCUUCUUUAGGUGCAUCUCCUUCAUCUUCUUCCAGGAUGCUUAGAUGUAAAGCAGCUGCCGAGGAAGCAAUUUUAAGAGAAUUACCUGAGGCUACGAUCUUGAGACCUGCUGUUAUGAUUGGUACAGAAGACCGGAUUUUAAACCAAUGGGCUCAUUAUGCAAAGAAGUAUGGCUUUCUUCCAUUGAUGGGGAAUGGGAACACAAAAAUCCAACCUGUAUAUGUUGUUGAUGUCGCCGCCGCACUUACUGCAGCCUUGAAGGAUGAUGGCACUAGCAUGGGAAAGACUUAUGAACUUGGUGGUCCUGAGAUCUUUACUGUGCAUGAAUUGGCAGAUAUUAUGUUUGACGUGAUUCGAGAAUGGCCUAGAUAUGUGAAUGUGCCUCUUCCCAUUGCAAAGGCAUUGGCAACACCGAGGGAAUUAUUAUUAAAUAAGGUCCCCUUUCCUCUACCCAAGCCUGAGAUGUUCAACCUGGAUCAGAUCCAUGCUUUUGCAACAGAUACCGUAGUUUCAGAAAAUGCUUUGACAUUCAAUGAUCUUGGAAUUGUUCCCCAUAAGCUGAAGGGAUACCCCAUUGAGUAUCUUAUUUCACAUAGGAAAGGUGGUCCACGAUUUGGUUCUACAGUCAGUGAAAAAGUCUCUCCAGAAGAUUGGCCGUAAGAUUCUUUGGAUAUUUAGUCUCGGGUCAUUUAUCUUUGUCUUGCCUGUAUUAUCACCAUUUCAUUUCAGUAUUUAAAAAUGAUCGGAAAAGCUUAACUUUUUGUAUCUUCCUUUCAUAAUGUAGAGUGGGUAAUCAUGUCUGUUGAUGAUAAUAAAAUCCAGAUACCUGAUUUAUGAAAACGCCAUUGAAUCAAAUUCAUAUUUCUAAUUGGAAUAUUGGAUGAUAUCUUA